GCAGCUGGCGAUAUUUGUGUCUUUCACCUCAUCCCAAGCUUGCACUGCUAUUCUAAUUCUUGUGAGGAUGUUGAUCCUUUCAGGUCUUUCGAUACCAUUCUCAAGGUUGCUCAGAAGCUGUUCAGAGAAAAUGAAGCCUGUAUCUCACCUUAAAUGACCUGACGAUACCAGCAUCCAUGGGCUGAAUCUUGGAAGUCAUGUUGGGCGGCUAGCAAACUUUUGUGUUCGAUAGUUGUGGGAGAUUAGCCUGUUUUCCAUAUGCACUGCAGUUGUCCAAUACCCAAUACUCUGCGGUUCCCUCUGCCAUCAGUAGCAUCACACUACGCUGCGCAUUUGCUCCGAAGGGAUUUGUCAAUUGAGGUAACAAUUCUAACUUACAUUGCUUUUCUGAUCUGCUGGCUAUAGUUGAUGGUGGUCACCGCGCUGUCUUCCGAAUCGAUUGUCGCCCAUUUUAACGCUUCUCAGCCCAUCACUCAACGUGGCCGUGUCUCUCGUUUGGUUCGUGAGAAUUUGAUCAAGCGCGCAGCUCGCUUCAACAUUGUCCUCGAUGAUAUCUCUAUCGUCCAUAUAGCCUUCUCGCCAGAGUUUACUCAGGCUGUCGAGGCCAAGCAGAUUGCCCAACAAGAGGCUCAACGUGCUGCUUUCGUUGUCGACCGCACCAUUCAGGAGGAGUAGUCGAUCAUUGUCAAGGCUGAGGGAGAGGCCCGUUCUGCCGAACUUAUCGGUGAAGGUACGAAUCAGG
Messenger RNA from Gamsiella multidivaricata, 742 nucleotides. RefSeq lists its product as uncharacterized. The record is from RefSeq and is a predicted model, not a curated record. Gene Ontology annotation, biological process: mitochondrion organization. NCBI's taxonomy places the organism in Eukaryota, Fungi, Mortierellomycota, Mortierellomycetes, Mortierellales, Mortierellaceae. The coding region runs from base 409 to 675 and encodes 88 amino acids. The transcript has a single exon. Gene Ontology annotation, cellular component: membrane; mitochondrion.